Molecule: messenger RNA, 516 nt
Organism: Pteropus alecto (black flying fox)
Lineage: Eukaryota; Metazoa; Chordata; Mammalia; Chiroptera; Pteropodidae
Gene: UBL4B
Product: ubiquitin like 4B
Exons: 1
Coding region: 1-516 (171 amino acids)
Molecular function (GO): protein binding
Source: RefSeq, a predicted model, not a curated record
AUGUUUCUGACGGUCAAGCUGCUCGUGGGCCGGAAAUGCAGCCUGAAGGUGUCGGGGCAGGAGAGCGUGGCCAUGCUGAAAAAGCUGGUGUCCGAGCGGCUGCAGGUGCCCGAGGAGCGGCAGCACCUGCUCUUCCGUGGCCAGCUUCUAGCCGAUGACAAGUGUCUGUCUGACUACUGCAUCGGGCCCAAUGCCUCCAUCAGUGUCAUCGUGCGGCCCCUGGAGAACACGGUGCCCGAGGAGGCCCUCCAGCCCCAGCCUCUGUGGCACCAGCUGGCCCAGGUCCUCGCCAAACACUUUGGGCCCCAGGAUGCCAAGGCAGUGCUGCAGCUGCUGAGGCAGGAGCAUGAGGAGCGCCUGCAGAGGAUAAGCCCGGGGCACCUGGAGCAGCUGGCCCGGGACCUCCUGACCGGGGAGCCACCAGUAGAGACUGCAGAGGACAUGGAGCCUGAGGCUGUGGCCUCGAAGCCCGCAGACGAGCAGGAGAUCGAGGAGGAGGAGAAGGCUGAUCAGUAA